This is a messenger RNA of Impatiens glandulifera, 1086 nucleotides long. Its product is annotated as F-box protein CPR1-like. The record is from RefSeq and is a predicted model, not a curated record. Gene Ontology annotation, molecular function: protein binding. NCBI's taxonomy places the organism in Eukaryota, Viridiplantae, Streptophyta, Magnoliopsida, Ericales, Balsaminaceae. Bases 1 to 1086 code for a protein of 361 amino acids. The transcript has 3 exons.
AUGGCGCAGUUGCCGAAUGAGAUUUUAGAAAAGAUUCUUUGCCGAUUAUCUGUUAAGUGUCUGCUCCGUUUCAGAUGUGUGUCUAAAUCCUGGUUUGCCCUAAUCAGUGACCCAUAUUUUAUCAAACUGCAUCUGAAACAAUCAGUACAAACCAAUACCAACAAUAGCCUCUUUCAAAGGAACUUCGAUCUCUUUCGGGUGGCUCUUGAUUCCCUCCAUGACGACGAUGUUCUUCAACCGAUGAAGAUCGAUUCCAUUCCAUUGAGGUUUCGGAAUUAUGGACUUAGGUCUGGCUUUUCCUGUGAUGGCUUGCUUUGCACGUCAAAUUUCAUAAAUGCCCUUGACAGUUUAUGUACCUCCUGUGUUUAUCGAAUUGGUUACGAUAACACCAAUGACGAUUACAAGGUAGUGAGAAUUGUGGUGUACCUAAUUCUGGGUUUUGGCAUCGAAUACGAGAUUAAAGUUUAUAGUUUGAGAUCAAAUUCGUGGCAUAGGCCUGAGAAGUUUCCUCAUUGUCCGAAUUGGAAAAGCUUUGGAAAUUCCAUUGUUUGUGGAUCUCUGCACUGGAUCUCAACUGUGAAAUCAGAGAAAUCAGAUUUAAAAGAGGAAAGUUUGAUUGUUGCCUUUGAUAUUGGGACAGAAAAAUACAGAGUACUUCCACAGCCACAAUACCGCGGUCCUUAUUACAAAUUAUAUGUGGAUGAUUUAGGAGAAUGCCUUUCUUUAAGUUGUCAUUACAAAUCAUCGACUGUGGAUAUGUUUUUGCUCAAGGAAUAUGGUGGGAAGAAUGAACAUUGGUCGAGAUUGAUUAAUGCCACUUUGCUGAAAGAAUAUGGUGGGACGAAUGAAUCUUGGUUGAGAUUGGCACAAAAUAUUCCUGUUCCAUCUAAUCAUGUGGUGAAAUCUGCUGCUUAUUCAAAUUGUGGUAAGAAUGUACUUUUGAGCAUGGAUGAUGAUAAUCUUGUUUGGUAUGACUUAGAUUCGGAGUCACUUGAAGAUCCUAGGAUUCAUGCUGACGAGAACUAUUCAUUCGAAGUUGAGACUCUUGCUUGGAAAAUCUAUUACGAUGUUGCAGAAGCUGGAUAA